Molecule: messenger RNA, 1485 nt
Organism: Fusarium oxysporum Fo47
Lineage: Eukaryota; Fungi; Ascomycota; Sordariomycetes; Hypocreales; Nectriaceae
Product: Mur ligase
Exons: 4
Coding region: 1-1485 (494 amino acids)
Biological process (GO): tetrahydrofolylpolyglutamate biosynthetic process
Cellular component (GO): cytoplasm; mitochondrion; cytosol
Molecular function (GO): ATP binding; tetrahydrofolylpolyglutamate synthase activity
Source: RefSeq, a predicted model, not a curated record
AUGUCUUUUGGCGGGCUUUUAGGCAACCUUUCAGAUGCCAUUGAUGCGCUCAACUCACUUCAGACACCUUUUGAUGUCGUCGAGGCUCGUCGGAAGGCGGGGAUAAGGCCUGAUGCUGUGUCUAUCAAGGAAAUGCAGACAUACCUUCAUCGCAUUGGAUAUACUCCGUCUGAUCUCAAUCGCCUAAAUAUUGUACAUGUAGCCGGCACAAAAGGCAAAGGUAGUACCUGCGCCUUUGUCGACUCUAUCCUCUCUCAGUAUCAGCACACAAGGGGCACACCCCGCAAGACAGGCUUUUUCACAUCGCCUCAUCUCAUCGCUGUUCGUGAGCGCAUACGCAUCAACUCAACGCCCAUUUCAGAAGACCUAUUCGCAAAGUAUUUCUUCGAGGUGUGGGACCUUCUCGAAUCGGCACCGAAAGAUGAUGCAAAGAAACUCAUGGCUCCUCGACCUAUUUAUGCGCGAUAUCUGACUUUGAUGAGUUGGCAUGUCUUUCUUCAAGAGGGCAUAGAUGUUGCUAUAUAUGAGACUGGUAUCGGUGGUGAAUUUGAUGCUACAAACGUCGUAGAGAAGCCUAUAGCAUCUGGCAUUAGUACACUGGGCAUUGAUCAUGUCUUUGCUCUCGGUGAUACGGUGGCUAAGAUUGCAUGGCACAAGGCGGGCAUCAUGAAGACUGGAAGCGCGGCCUUUACAAUCGAACAGGUCCCAGACGCAGAAGAAGUUCUGAGGAAAAGAGCCUCGGAAAAGAACGUGGAUCUGAAAGUCCUACCAGUCGACCCUCGGCUUAGCAGCGUUCAAAUUCGACCAGAUGCAACUUUUCAGAAGCGCAAUGCUACACUGGCUAUCGCACUCGCCGAAACAGCACUGGAGAAAGUUGGCAUUUCUCUACCGCCUCGGACGGAUACUUUACCCCAGGAGUUUAUAGACGGGCUUGAAAAGGUUGUGUGGAGAGGUCGGUGUGAGGUCAAGAAGGAAGACAAGGUGACAUGGCACGUCGAUGGCGCCCAUACUUCUGAUAGUCUCAAGAUGUCUUCUAAGUGGUUCAAGGACGAAACUUCUGGACGAUUCAGCAAUGGACCGCGUGUCAUGAUCUUCAAUCAACAAGGCCGUUCAGAAGCUGUCGACUUUCUCGAGUCCGUUUUUAAGGCGACCAGACGAGAAGGACAACCAGCAUUUGACCAUGUCAUCUUCUGCACAAACGUCACCUAUGCAGCAUCUGGCUACAAGCGUGACUUUGUCAACCGUCAAUUCGACCCUGCUGAGAUUGAUAAGAUGACUGUUCAGCAACGGUUUGCGGAUAAGUGGAUGUCCCUUGAUCCCACGGCCACAGUAAAAGUCAUGCCCACAAUCGAACAAUCCAUUAACUACGCUCGGCAUCUUGGAGAGGAUCUCCCAGAGGGAGAGACGGUGCAGGCCUUUAUCACGGGAAGCUUGCAUCUUGUUGGUGGUGCCUUAGGAAUACUGGAAAAGGCUGAUGCUCUAUGA